AUGGGCAGUAGUGCCUACAGUCCCGUAGGCAUUGGAAUAUGUUAUGCCGGAGCCGGGGGCUUUAGCAGUAGCAGCGUCGGCUCUGGUGGACCAAGACUCGACCGCAGCCUCCCUGCAAGCAGGCCUCACAGUGGUGUGGUCAGUGGUGCACAUAGCUGCUAUGGCGCUGACUAUAGCUACAGGAAAGCUGGAGCUGCUGUUCCGGGUACGAAGUGCAUCGCACCCGUGACUUGCAACGAGUCGCUGCUGCAGCCUCUCGAUUUGAAGAUUGACACCACGGCCUUUGCGGUGAAGUGCCAGGCGAAGAAUGAGCUCCAGGGCCUCAAUAGCAAACUGGCCACUUUCAUCCACAAGGUCCGGCUACUGGAGCAACAAAAUGUGAUGCUGAAGACCAAAUGGGACUUCAUACAAGAAAAGAAACAUUGCAAGAGUAAGAUGGAGCCCCUCUUCAAUGAACAUGUCAGCAUGCUGAAGAAGGAGAUGGAAUGUGUGGAAUCAGAAAAAGCCAAGCUGAAGGCCGAACGUGACUCUUUAGAACAAGCCAUGGAAGGCCACAAAAGAAGGUAUGAGGAGGAAUGUAAUAAGCGGGCAUCGACUGAAAAUGAGUUUGUAUUACUUAAAAAGGAUUUGGAUUGUGUUUUUACUCACAAAGCAGAGCUGGAAGCCAAGGUGGAAAGUCACAUCAAGCAAAUCAGCUUCUUGAAAUGUAUAUAUGAACAGGAAAUUUGUGAGCUCCAGGAUUCUAUUUCCAGCACGUGCGUUAUGGUGCAAAUGGACAACAGCCGAGGCUUGGAUAUGGGCCACACCAUCGAGCAGUUCCGGCAUCAGUACGGAGGUGUUGCAUCCCGAAGCCGAGCUGAGGCUGAGGCAUGGUUCCAGUGCCAGUUUCAAGAGCUGAAGACAGUGGCAGCCAGACACUGUGACAACCUGCGUAAUGUCAAAGAAGAGCUCCAGGCUCUGACUCGUGUUGCUCACACGCUGGAGUCGGAAAUUGCAAGUAUCAAAACUCAGCGUUGCAAACUGGAAGAAGAGGUUGUUGAAGCCGAGGAGCGUGGGGAGAUCACUGUGAAAGAUGCCAAACGUAAGCUGGCUAGUCUGGAGGAUGCCCUGCACAAGGCCAAGCAGGACAUGGCCUGCCAACUCCGGGAGUACCAGGAGCUGAUGAGCAUCAAACUGGCCCUGGAUAUUGAGAUCGCCACCUACCGGAAGUUGCUGGAAGGAGAGGAAUGCAGGUUGAGCGAAGGAGAGUGUGCAGUGAACCUCCGUGUCCAGAGAAGUGAAGGGGCUAUAGUGUGUGAUGGCACCUCCCGCCAUGGAUCAGCACGUCCUUUUUCAUGUGGAAACAGCCACAGAGGUGUAGGGGCUGGGGGCAGUUCUAGCGCCACUUGUGCUGGUAGCCCUACCUCAAAGAGUGUCCAUACAAGCUGCAGAGAUGACAGCAGCUCCUCUCACCUAGACGACCAUGGCACUCAACCUGAUUUGACUAGGGGAAGUACGCGUACCACCACCCUGCGCUUUGUGUCCUCUGUAUACUCAGGCGGGCCUCCAUGA
Molecule: messenger RNA, 1551 nt
Organism: Sphaerodactylus townsendi
Lineage: Eukaryota; Metazoa; Chordata; Lepidosauria; Squamata; Sphaerodactylidae
Product: keratin, type II cuticular Hb5-like
Exons: 9
Coding region: 1-1551 (516 amino acids)
Biological process (GO): keratinization; intermediate filament organization
Cellular component (GO): keratin filament
Molecular function (GO): structural constituent of skin epidermis
Source: RefSeq, a predicted model, not a curated record